Molecule: messenger RNA, 462 nt
Organism: Peniophora sp. CBMAI 1063
Lineage: Eukaryota; Fungi; Basidiomycota; Agaricomycetes; Russulales; Peniophoraceae
Source: the annotation of a GenBank genome assembly
AUGGCGCCUCCAGGAGAGCCGCGUCCGGGCGAGAAGCCGCAACCGAUUGGCAACGCGCCGUUUAUAUUCCUCUUCACCACUGCCGCUUUCUGUGUCCUCUUCCUCAUCUGGCGACGAGCACACGCAUUGCGCAAAGUGGUAUCGGUAAAGUUGCGAGCACUUUCCGGUGAUGGAGGCGCCAUUCGGUUGUCUCAGGACGAGGGACCGUCCGCCGCAUCAUUCCUAGAAGAUGAGGGAUUGGACGAUGUCGAGCCUGCUGUUCUCGACGACCUCGCACUCCAGUCACAUGCGCUAGACUGGGAACAGGACCAGGCCGAACGUAACUGGAAGCCGUCCGGCGCGGUCGUGGUCGGGCCACCACGGGAUGAGUUCGAAACUCCCACCUCAUCGCUCUUCAUCUUUCAGACCCAUCUUGUACAUAUGCAUCUUCACGGACAUUACUCUCCCUCGAACACUUGUUGA